GUCCAUUCUCUUCGUCUUUUCCUAUAUACGCAACUGCGAGAGAGCUUGCCUGGGUUUAUCCAUCCGCAAUUCUCUCUCUCCUCAAGAAAAACUCGCGAUUCGAGAUGGCAGGCUAUCCUCCGGGCUCCGGCUACCCUUACGGCGCGAGGCAGGGACAGCCCUACGGCGCUCCCCACUACGGUGCCCCGCCGAACCCGUACGGCACCGGGUCUCCGCCGCAACCCUACGGUGCCGCCCCUCCACCGCAACCCUACGGUGCCGCCCCUCCACCGCAACCCUACGGUGCCGCCCCUCCGCCGUCGGCGCCGUAUGCCCCGGCCGGGGAGAAACCCCCCAAGGAAGGCAAGGUGCAGGGGGCCCACGGGAGCGGGGGCGGCUACCACCAGUAUCAGACCCCGCCGCCGCUGGCGGGGGCGUACGGAAGCCCGUUCGCGGCGCUAGUGCCGUCGGCGUUCCCGCCGGGGACGGACCCGAACGUGGUGGCGUGCUUCCAGGCGGCGGACCGGGACGGGAGCGGCUUCAUCGACGACAAGGAGCUCCAGCAGGCGCUGUCCUCCUACAACCAGAGCUUCAGCAUCCGGACCGUCCAUCUCCUCAUGUACCACUUCACCAACAGUAACGUCCGAAAGAUCGGGCCAAAGGAAUUCUCCUCGCUGUUCUACAGCCUUCAGAACUGGAGGGCCAUCUUUGAGAGAUUUGAUCGGGAUCACAGUGGUAAGGUUGAUUCUUCAGAGCUACGAGAAGCUCUUCUUAGUCUUGGGUUUUCUGUUUCUCCAGUGGUCCUGGACCUGCUCGUGUCCAAGUUUGAUAAAUCUGGAGGCAAAAAUAAAGCCAUUGAAUAUGAUAACUUCAUCGAAUGUUGCCUCACUGUUAAGGGGCUAACAGAAAAGUUCAAGGAGAAGGACACCGCGUACAUGGGGUCGGCCACAUUCACUUAUGAAUCCUUCAUGCUCACUGUCUUGCCCUUCCUCAUUGCAUAAAGGAAGCUGUGUAUAUAAGCCUUGUUCUCUUUCGGACAGAUUACCCAGUGUUGCACUCUCUCUGCCUUGUUUUCCUCUAGGUCAUGUUGCUUGUGAUACUAUUUAAUGUUGAUUCGUGGUGACGAUCUUUUCCUUGUGUGUUCCUUUGGAUGGUUUGCAUUGUAUGUGAUCUCUUUGUGGACAUGAGGCCAGCAACAUGAAAUGCUUUGGCUUUAUAGUCUGAUCGAACAUCAGGCAAAUGGAUGCAUCAUGCAAAUCUGCAUAUAUGACUUCA
This is a messenger RNA of Phoenix dactylifera (date palm), 1254 nucleotides long. RefSeq names its product calcium-binding protein CBP-like. Gene Ontology annotation, molecular function: calcium ion binding. The record is from RefSeq and is a predicted model, not a curated record. Lineage: Eukaryota; Viridiplantae; Streptophyta; Magnoliopsida; Arecales; Arecaceae.